This is a messenger RNA of Penicillium robsamsonii, 1176 nucleotides long. RefSeq lists its product as uncharacterized. NCBI's taxonomy places the organism in Eukaryota, Fungi, Ascomycota, Eurotiomycetes, Eurotiales, Aspergillaceae. The transcript has 4 exons. The coding region runs from base 1 to 1176 and encodes 391 amino acids. The record is from RefSeq and is a predicted model, not a curated record.
AUGUUGGCUCUUCGCGACCAGGAGAACCUGGUAAACACCCACCAGACUGCUGCCGCAGCUAAGCCCUUGAACCAAAGCAAGCCGUUAGCACCCAAGACGCCCGGCAAGCAACGAAAUGAUGAGAACAACCCGUUGGCAUUUGGAAAUCGCACCGUGAAGGGCAAUGGGAAUCGCCAGGAGAAUGGAAAACUGGGCAACGCGUUUAUCACUCCGAUGGUGAAGGACCGCGCUCCACUGGGCAUGAAAACGACGAAUCUCAAAGCCAAUAACCUCCUGACGCCCGCGCCCUUUGGAACCACAAAGCAACCGAAGACAAAUCGCAGACAAUCGACUGCCCAGAAGAUCAGAAAAGCUGCUCCAGUGACACAACAAGCUCAAACCAAAGUCCACAUUGACGCUGCUGCCGAUGAUGUACCGGAUAUUGAAUACAUGCCACCCAAGGCUAGAGAUCUUCCCGACCUUCCAGAUGAUGUAACAUAUGACACCACAUUCCCCCAAUUCCGACCUAAGAAUCGAGCAUUGGGAUUGGAGAGUGUUUACGGAAAGCAACAAGUUGGCAGAGAUGGACUCACGGCGAAACAGCGCAAAUUCAAAGAGGAUUCAGCGGCGUGUGACAGGAUGGUGGAUGAUAUGAUUAUGAAACAACUCGAGGAAAUUGGGUUUGAGAGCUCCGGUGAGAGCGAGUCUGCAAAGGGGAUUCAGCCUAAUGCCAUCCCCCCAAAGAGACCUACAAGCACACGUCAAACUCGCAGUGUGUCCACGCUUCGAGCUCGUGACGCUGCCGCAGCGCUUGCCGGACCCCAGCCAACUGCUGCACCUCGAGUGGCUCUAACCCCGAAACCACGGGUGGCAUCAUUGGCAUCGUCACUGGUUAUGCCCAAGAGGCACGCUAGGGUCCCGUCUAAUCCCUCUUCCAUGCGCAAUACUGCUGCUUCUGUCAACUCUCGGACGACCGUUGGCUAUUCCAAGGGACGUAAGGACCUCGAGCUCUCAGAUCCUGUCUCCCGAAACUUAUAUGCAGCUGUAUGGACCCCUCCGCUGGACUCGGAAAUGUGGACUCGUUGCAAAGCUGCUGGAUGCUUUGACACCCCGGAUGAGAUCACCCAGGAACCGGAAGAACCACUGCCCACAUUUGACGAAGAUGAUGAGGCCCAGAGCUUCCAGCUCACUUUGUAG